Molecule: messenger RNA, 1071 nt
Organism: Cyphellophora europaea CBS 101466
Lineage: Eukaryota; Fungi; Ascomycota; Eurotiomycetes; Chaetothyriales; Cyphellophoraceae
Exons: 1
Coding region: 1-1071 (356 amino acids)
Biological process (GO): retrograde vesicle-mediated transport, Golgi to endoplasmic reticulum
Cellular component (GO): Golgi apparatus; membrane
Source: RefSeq, a predicted model, not a curated record
AUGUCGCUUCGAAACGUCUUCAAGAAACUGCCAGAUGUCACCAAGGGUCUCCUGGGAACGAUGCUGGCCAUCAAUGUCAUUUACAACGCUGUGCGCCUCUCACAUCCGAUAGAUGUCUCCAAAGCGCGCUUUCAAGAAGUUCCAUGGCUAGCCCUUGUCCCCAAAAAUAUCCUAUACUACCCCUGGACCUUGGUCACCACCACCUUCGUUGAACAGAAUCUGGUCGGCUUUCUGAUCAGCUUGGCCUUGAUCGUGUUCGGCGGCCGAUACUUUGAAAGAGCAUGGGGGAGCAAAGGCUUCGCUAUGACUGUGCUAGUCACCUCUUUGAUCCCGAAUCUUCUCAUUGUCCCACUCUACUUCGCAUGGGGCGCCAUCAUGGGCAAUUCGAAUCGGGCGGCAACGGCGUGCACUGGUGGCAUCACGCUCCAAGCUGCCUUCCUGGUCGCUUUUAAACAACUGGUGCCGGAGCAUACCGUCAGUGUCUAUAAGGGCAUUCUCAAAAUCCGAGUCAAGCACUUCCCCGCCAUCUUUCUCUUGGUCAAUACUUUGUCUGGCCUAAUACUAGGUACUGAUACGGCUUUGAUUUUUGCAUGGCUAGGCUUCAUGACUACUUGGAUAUACCUGAGAUUUUACAAGAAACAACCAGAUCUGACCGGCAACAGCACUAGCAUCAAGGGCGACGCGAGUGAAACUUUCAGCUUUGCGACCUUCUUCCCAAACGUUGUCCAACCACCAAUAGCUGCUGUCUGCGACCAAGUCUUCGACCUGAUGUGUGCGCUCAAGUUAUGCACACCAUUCUCGGACGAGGCGAUCGAGUUGUCAAACCAACAGGCAGCUUCUCGAGGUGACGCCGGGCUGCCAACCUUUGUCCGGCAGUCUCGUGGAAAGGUCGGCAUGAGCAAACGGGAGGAGGCAGAAAGAAGGAGAGCUCUGGCUCUGCGAGCCCUUGACCAGAGACUCAACGACGCCGCUUCGAGUCAGCCAAAGCCACCGACUUCCAUCACGCCUUCUAUCUCGGCGGCGGACCAGCAGGCGCUUGGCCAAACCGACUAUCGGCCGGAGGACAACUAG